UUAGUCAUGUCUGGCUGCCACUUUAUCGGCCCCUCGGCCUCUUGCAUGCCCACUAUUAUUAAUAUUAGGAUAGUCGUGGCCGCACCCAUCGUGUCUCCCUCUUCAUUAUUUGUAGCAGAGUUGCCGCUUAGUGAGUACCGUCUCUCUCUCUCUCUCUCUCCCCCCGCGUCAGAGUACAGCUCUCUGCUUCGUUUGUCUCCCCAUGGCUAAGGAAUGGGAGAUGAUGAAUUUUACAGUGGGGAUGGGAAUGGCGUCCAGUCCGGCUGCUGCUGCGCCAGUGACGACGUGCCUCUACGGCACCAUUCCUCCCGUCGUGGACGAACUCCUCGACUUGUCGUCGUCGCAGCAUGACGACUGCUUUCCCUCUGCGGAGGGGGCUGCGCCGCCCGCAGGACCGGCGUGGUUCUCCGAGUUCAAACCUCUUCAGGCUCCCAACUCCUCCUUCGAUCUUUACAUUCCGCACUGCGAGGACGCGGCGGAGCUGGAAUGGCUGUCGAAGUUCGUGGACGACUCUUUCUCCGACGUGCCUUACUAUAAUUCCGGCCUGGGGGCAGUAACAGCCGCUGUGGCUGCGGCUUCAGUUAAGCGGGACCCGCCGCCGCAGAGUAGGGCGGAGCAGUCGUCCACUGUUUCGGCCGCGUGGUCGUCGUUGGUGGCCGGGAUAGUGCAGAACGCGUCGCCGUCUUCCCCGUCGUCCUCGUCGUCUUCUGAGUUUCCGGAAAAGGCCGGAAGCACUGGGAACGCCGGGAAGGGAGGAGGGAAGGGGAAGAAGGGCGGCGGCGGCGAAGGAAGCGCAGGGGGCGUACGGCGCUGCUCGCACUGCGCGUCGGAGAAGACGCCGCAGUGGCGGACGGGGCCGCUUGGACCCAAGACGCUGUGCAACGCCUGCGGCGUGCGGUACAAGUCAGGGCGGCUCGUGCAGGAGUACCGACCGGCGGCUAGCCCUACCUUCGUGCUCUCCCAGCACUCCAACUCCCACCGCAAGGUCAUGGAACUUCGCCGCCAGAAGGAGAUGCUCCUCGUCGGCCAUGGCACCCAGCAGGAAGGCGAUGCCUCCUCAUCCUCCGCCAUCUCGGAGCUCAUCCAUGGCGACUAUGCGAUCAGCUCAGCGCCGUCUCCUCUCACCGGCGGCGGCCGUCAGUAGCGACUUCCACCUCUCCUCUGCAUUAAUUAGUUAAUUAAUUAAUCAAACUAAAAAAGAAAUUCUAUCUUGUUUCUUAAUUAAUUAUGCUCCGCUAAUUAGCUCUUAUUGGAUCGGAUUCUCCGUGAUGGAGAUUCGCAGGAGAUCAGUCGGUCAAGAUCUUAUUAAUUAAUCUCUCUCUAUUUUAUUUUUUUGCAAAAAAAGUAAUAUGUAAAAAAAUUUUAAAAAGGUAAACGAAAUAUUAAUUAAUGGAGGGAUGAGAAAGGCACGUGAUGUGCCUGCUACCCGACAAGAAAGCUUUGAUAUAAUUCAAAUCUAAA
Zingiber officinale is the source of this 1461-nucleotide messenger RNA. Its product is annotated as GATA transcription factor 2-like. Gene Ontology annotation, biological process: regulation of DNA-templated transcription. Gene Ontology annotation, molecular function: sequence-specific DNA binding; zinc ion binding. NCBI's taxonomy places the organism in Eukaryota, Viridiplantae, Streptophyta, Magnoliopsida, Zingiberales, Zingiberaceae. The transcript has 2 exons. Bases 203 to 1144 code for a protein of 313 amino acids. The record is from RefSeq and is a predicted model, not a curated record.